Danio aesculapii is the source of this 3311-nucleotide messenger RNA. RefSeq lists its product as uncharacterized. The record is from RefSeq and is a predicted model, not a curated record. Bases 114 to 1754 code for a protein of 546 amino acids. The transcript is spliced from 2 exons. Lineage: Eukaryota; Metazoa; Chordata; Actinopteri; Cypriniformes; Danionidae.
CACUUCAUUUAAAAACAUAAGCACAGGUACAGUCAAGCUUUCAUGAAGUCUCAACAUCUGACUGCUCAGAUCAGAUAGAAACCUCAGUGUAAACAAUUUAAGAGAUAAAAAUCAUGGAACCUACAAGAUCUAGUGUGCUGGGUCCAAAAGCAGAGGCUGGUACAAGGAAAGAUAGGAGCUGGGCAAAAGGAAAUUGGUGGGAUAAACAAAAAGUGAGCAAUGAAAGCAAAUUUUAUAAGCUGGAUCUGAAAAUAACAGAGUAUGGCUUGACUGGAAAUAUGGGUGGAAAGAAUGACAAAGGACCCCAUAAUCAGGCUUCAGGACAUGGUAUAAAGGGACAAAAUCUAACAAAGCAUUCAAAAGCAAAGAAAACUCCAGAAGACCAGAAAAAGAAGGAAUCAAAGGGACAAUGGAGAAAUGAAAAGGCACAAAUUGAACCAGUGACUGUGAAGAAGUCUACUAAAGGACCACAGCUGCAUCCCAGUAACCAGAUUUCCAGUGGGGCUGGUGUUCAAUCAGAGUCAAAAAUUGCUGUCACAUCGCUCGUUGUUCAGGACAAGAAAGGUUUUGGUGCUGGAUCUGGACACAGCACUAAAGUUUUUGUACCUGAAAAAGCCAAACCAGGUUCAAGAUUGGUCACCAAGCCUGGCAGUUGUCCUAGUGAAAUAUCAAUAAGUGACUACCUAUUACUUCUAAAGUGCCUCCAAAUUAACUUGCCCGAUGGUGUUCUGAACCCUAAAGUCAUCAAGCUUUCACAGACUGCCGACGUCAUACAGAAAGCCCAGGACAUUGUGAAAGAUCUGGAAAACUUCAAGCUUCAGUUCAACAGCAUUCCACGUCUUGGCUCCCGUGAGGUUAAGAACUCACUCUCACUGAAAGACAACAAUAAAGUUUAUGAAAUCACACAGAUGAUUUUCUUCAAAAAAAACGAAGGUUCUGAUGAAGAUCUGAGAACACAGUGGAAGAAGAAUGCUUCAAACACGAACUGUGGAUUUAGAUUCAGAGACAAAUACAAGACAACAGCCGUCUCCACCCCUGCUAUGUAUGCCACAGCACAGACAAGGAGCUGGAGACACUUAAAAGAUGGAGAAAAACAUGCAAACAUUUCUGCAGGAGUGACAGUGAAUGUCAGCGAGAUUGAGAAAAGAGACUAUCGUGACAACUCAACGCUAUGGACUACCUCCUCUCCACAAAGGUUCGGCAAAUAUUUCCAGAACCCAGCAGGUGAAAAUGAAUGCCUCAAGUUCUACCAUGAACUGUGUGAGAUUGGUGCUAACAGGACAGUAAAGUACACCAAAGGUAAUAAAGUAGAGUCUGGGUUUCUCUCAGGACGACUGGACUUCUUGGCAGAAAUAAAAGAGGAAAAAACUGAAAAAAUUGUAAUUGAGUGUAAAGGAACCACUGGAGAUAUGGUGGGGAAAGUCUUCACCAAACCCACAAAUGGUGGUCGUUUUGCAAAACUAAAUGAGACACAUGAGUAUUACUAUCAGGUACAGGCAUACAUGUACAUAUUAAAUCAGUCAGCUAAACAAACACAACGCUUCACCUCUUACAGGGCUGUCAUGGUGAUCCAACACUACCACAAAAAUGGACAAGAACCCAGAGAUUUCUACUGGAAUUAUCUGAGAAAGAAUGAAGCAAUACAGCAGAAGAUCAGUGAACUAUGUGUUUUCUGUGAAGAAGAGGUUCUGGCCUGUUUCCUGGCUGUUCUCAAUCUGAUCUUCCAAAAAGAUUCAUGGAGUCAAAACUCUUAGCAGUUCCCCUACAAACACAUUGAUUUUUAGCUUUAACUGGCAUGACUCUUGGUGAUCAGGGUUUUUUAUUAUGGAAAUCUUUUGUUCUGUAGUUUGCAUAGUUUCACUUCCAACUCUGCAUUUUGGGAUGGCAGUAUCAUGCAUAUUUACAUCCCUGUUCAGGAAAUAUGGUUCAUAAUGUGUAGUUCUAGAAGUUUACCAGUGUAUGAAAUUACUCAUGGGCAACAUGGUGGCUCAGUGGUUAGCACUGUCGCCUCACAGCAAGAAUACCCGGUUUCCUCUUGGUGCUCCGGUUUCCCCCACAGUCCAAAGACAUGUGGUAUAAGUGAAUUGAAUAAACUAAAUUGCCCAUAGUGUAUAUGUGUGAAUGAGUAUGGAUGUUUUCCAGUACUGGGUUGCAGCUGGAAGGGCAUCCGCUGUGUAAAGCAUAUGCUGGAUAAGUUGACAACUUAUGUGGCAACCCCUGUUGAAUAAAGGGACUAAGCCGAAGUUAAAUCCGAAGACUAAGCUGAAUAAAAUCACUUAUGCAAACUUAAUAAAUGUGCUUGCAAUUAGAAGAAACAGCUAUUUUAUUUUAUUUCACUUUAAAAAUUUCAGAUCUGUCAAUAGAGAAUUCAAUGCAUAUUUAAAAGCUAUAUUGUAACUUGAAUAUUAAUAGAAUAAGGAACAUAAACAUAGUUCUUGUUUUAUUUAUGCCUAGGUCAGUUUUUCACAUAUCAGGCAAAAUAGAUAUAUUUCUAAAUAUAAACAAAUAGGCAUUAUAACAGACUACUUACAAGACUCUUCCUGUCAAUUUGUGCACUCGCUGGGAAAAUUAUUAAUAAUUUCUGAAAUAAUAACAUGUGGACCUCAGAGAAAAAUGCUUGGAAUAAUAUUCAUAUGUUAUGUUGUUGAAAUGAGUCCAACAUAUUCAAGUUAAAGCCUAUAGGUCACAGGGUAAAACUACAGCAUCACCUGGUGAAUGAAAAUAACAGGUGAUUCCCCAGAUGCCGGUGCUGGUCAUCUAUAACACAUUUAUUGUCAUGAACAUGUUGGUAACAUAAAAUAGUUUUUAGUUGUGCAGAUGAGAGUAAGGGACAUUUUACCAGAAACGCACAUUUUCACUUAUAAAAAAUGUGACAGGGCCUGACUUAAGUUGUCGUCCUCAAAAAAUUGUACAAAAACAAACAUCAAAUCAUACAAUUUAAUGCAUCCUUGAUCACUGUCAGCUUCUCCUUUGUCAAAUGAUGUCACUUCUGAGUCAUAGCCUUAAAGGUGUAUUGCACGCAUUUUAUGUUCAAUUUAAUGCAAAUGUGACAGGACUGACAAAAACAUUGGGAAACUUGUAAAAUAUUAUUUAUAUGUAGAAUUCAUUUAUAAUGUCAUGUUUUUAAUCAAAUGAUCUGAAUGAUAACGAAUUAAGCUAGCUAUUUCUGAAGUUUUUUUUUCUAAAUAACAGUUUUUAGCAUAACAAAACUAUUAAAGCUGUCGGUUCCAUUUCGGCUGAGGACAAGGACAAUGACAGAGUUUGUACAUUUGUAAAGUGCUUUUAAUAAAAACAAAAAUCGGUGAACCAAA